AUGGUCAAGGAAGGAUAUUUAUACAAACAAGAAAAAAGUGCUUUACGUAAAACACCUCACUGGCAAAAGUAUUACUGUAUAUUAACAGCCGAUCGUUUGGAUCUAUACGAAAAGGAAGGAACGAAAGGUGUGAAAUUUACCCUCAAAAUUAAAGAUAAAUAUGUUUCGGAAGGAUGUGAUAAUUUUUGUAGAAAAGUAGAUACUUUCAAGAUUGAAGAAUCAACCAAAAAGGUACAUUAUUUUAAUUGUGGUUCACCUGCAGAAUGUAAAGCUUGGAUGAAUAUGUUGGCAAUUCAUGGAGCUAAUCCAAUUCAACCAACCUAUCAAUCAAAGGAACAUUUAUUCAGUACUGAUUUGAAUGAUUUAUUGGAAUUUGAUGAUUGGUUGAAGGAAGUUAAGAAGGAUUUGCCAAAAUCAUCUCCUACUAUUAUUCAUUCUGGAUUGACAUUUAUUUAUGAUAAGAAGGAAAAGCAAUUUGUUCCAAGAUUAUUCCUCUUUUUGGAAAAUGGUAUAAUUUGCUAUUUUAGUAAGGAUUCCAAAAAACAAAUAGCUCAAUUCCCAACUCAUGAAUCCCAAAUGAAUAUUUUCACACAAGCUCCAAGUGUAUUGGGUCAACCAGUUUCAGUUUCUCAAAAAUCCGAAACUUCUGCUGAAGGUCAUUUGGAUGUUACCUUACUAUCACCAAUCACAUCUAUCAUUUCUGUAAAACACUUUGAAAAGAUGCUUCUUUCUACAACUUAUUCUGAAACUGCUUGUGAUGUAAUCUCCAAGUAUAGAUUCAAUUUUAUUACAAAUUAUGAUGAAACCAUCAUGAUGAUGGCUAAGGAAAAGGGAGAAAUCUUAAAGUUUAUUGAAUGUUUCCAAAAGAGUGGCGCCAAAGUUAAAAUUACAAUCAGACACAUCAAUGAAGAUAUUGAUAAGGGAGAUUUCACUCGUGAUAGUCCACUCUUAGCUGAUGUCAAGGAUAGCACCAAAGUUUCAUUGGGAAAGGGUAAAAUUACUGAAUCAUUCAAUGCCAUGAAUAAGAUUGAAGUUACUGUUGAACAAGAUGAAAUUGUUGACAUUAUUGAAAAUCACAAACAUUUGGGAAUUACCUUGAUUAGAAAGACUGAUAAUACUCUUGCUCAAGGUUUGGUUCCUUCUGGAAGUGUAAAGGAAUUGAGAAAGAAGGAAAUUCCAAAGAAUCUCACUGAUGGACAAAAGAAAAAGACUGCCUCCAAUCGUAGACUUCCAGAUCGUAAUACUAAGAAUAUUAGUGAUAAUCUUGCACUUGUUGAAAUGCAACACGAAUGGAAUGAAAGCGUCAUUGAUAGAAAGGGACCAAAAUCCAAGCCUCCAGAAAUGCCACCUUACGAGCUCACUAAGGAAGACAAGAGUAUCUCUAUACCUCCAUCUCCUCCUCGUCGUUUCACUCCAGAAAUUGAAUCUGCAUUCAAGAAGGUUACAACCCCAGAAGUCCCAUCUCGCUCAGUACCUUCACAAGAUAGCAAGCCAUCCUUUGCUUCUAAGCAACCACCGCCAUCACUCCCUUCAGAUAAUACUCCAUCAAGCACAGGUACUGGACCAAAGCUUCCACCUGGAGCUUUCAAUCCAUUGGCUGGUAGAGGAUUUGCUCUUCCAGGUUUGAAGACUGGAACUACUCCAUCUACACCUCUCUCAGAUUCUGGUAUUUCACCAUCUAUUGGUUCCUCUUCAACACCAACAUCUUCUCAGGAAGAUAAAUCCAUUGAUAACUUUGAAGGUUUGAGAAAGGAAAAUGCUAGCUUGAAGAAACAAAUCGAAACUGAAAAGGAAAACUCUGAAUAUUUGGAAACUCAAUUAGGUCAAUUGAGAGGAGAAAUCUCAACUCUCAAACAAAGAAAUCAAGUUUUGGAAAAGGAAAAUAAUGAAAAUUCCACCAAAUUGAAAACCUUGCAAGGAUCGACUCAAUCCAACGAUCAAGUACAAAAGAUCAAUUCCCUCCUCGAUACCAUUAACAAGAUGAAAGACGAACACGAAAAACAAAUGGAAAAUCUCAAAAGGGAACACUUGGAGGAAUUAGAUAGAACUAUUAGAAAGACCAAAUUAGAAGUUGAAACUGAAUCAAAGAAACAAGAAUCAGCUCCUGAGGUUCCAAAGAAACCACCUCGUCCAGGUGCAUUCGGAGCAAGUUUGACUCCAGUGAGUCCAGGAGGUUCCUCUUCAUCUCUAGAUGAUCUCAAACGUGAACUCGAACAAGAACGAUCCAAGAGAAUGGAAGAAACCAAGGAAUUGAAGGAACAAUUGAGAUCCAUGUCUAAGAAAUUGGAAUUUGAAAGGGAACAACUUCGUCCACUCAUGGAAUGGGUUCAAACUAAAAAGUAAAUUAUUCCUUUCUCCAAAAUGUAAUAAUAAUAAAUUGAGUUGAUUAAUUCUACGAAUGAAUUUAAUCUGUAA
This is a messenger RNA of Naegleria gruberi, 2415 nucleotides long. RefSeq names its product pleckstrin homology domain-containing protein. NCBI's taxonomy places the organism in Eukaryota, Heterolobosea, Eutetramitea, Acrasida, Naegleriidae. The record is from RefSeq and is a predicted model, not a curated record. The transcript is spliced from 4 exons. The coding region runs from base 1 to 2343 and encodes 780 amino acids.